AUGUCUAAGGCUGUUGGUAUUGAUUUGGGUACUACGUACUCCUGUGUUGCACACUUCGCUAAUGACCGUGUUGAGAUCUUGGCUAACGACCAAGGUAACAGAACCACUCCAUCUUUCGUUGCUUUCACUGACAGCGAGAGGUUGAUUGGUGAUGCUGCGAAGAACCAAGCUGCUAUGAACCCAUCUAACACUGUUUUCGAUGCUAAGCGUUUGAUUGGUAGAAACUUUUCUGACCAAGAAGUCCAAGGUGACAUGAAACACUUCCCUUUUAAGGUUAUUGAUGUGAGCGGUAAGCCUCAAAUUCAAGUUGAAUACAAGGGCGAAACCAAGGUUUUCACUCCAGAAGAAAUAUCCUCUAUGGUUUUGACCAAGAUGAAGGAGACCGCUGAGAGCUUCUUGGGCUGUAAGGUUAACGACGCUGUUGUUACCGUUCCAGCUUAUUUCAAUGACUCUCAAAGACAAGCUACCAAGGAUGCUGGUACCAUUGCUGGUUUGAACGUUUUGAGAAUUAUUAACGAGCCAACUGCCGCUGCCAUUGCAUACGGUUUGGACAAGAAGGACGCUGGUGAGAAAAACGUUUUGAUCUUUGACUUGGGUGGUGGUACUUUCGAUGUUUCUUUGCUAUCUAUCGAGGAUGGUAUCUUCGAGGUGAAGGCUACCGCUGGUGACACUCACUUGGGUGGUGAAGAUUUCGACAACAGAUUGGUUAACCACUUUGUCCAAGAGUUCAAGAGAAAGAACAAGAAGGACUUGACCACCAACCAAAGAGCUUUGAGAAGAUUGAGAACUGCAUGUGAAAGAGCUAAGAGAACUUUGUCCUCUUCUGCUCAAACUUCUAUCGAAAUCGACUCUCUAUUCGAAGGUAUUGAUAUGUAUACUUCCAUCACUAGAGCUAGAUUUGAGGAAUUGUGUGCUGACUUGUUCAGAUCUACUUUGGACCCAGUUGAGAAGGUUUUGAGAGACUCUAAAUUGGACAAGUCUCAAGUUCACGAGAUUGUAUUGGUCGGUGGCUCCACAAGAAUUCCAAAGGUCCAAAAGUUAGUUUCCGACUACUUCAACGGUAAAGAACCAAACAGAUCCAUCAACCCAGAUGAAGCUGUCGCGUACGGUGCUGCUGUCCAAGCCGCUAUUUUGACUGGUGACACCUCUUCAAAGACCCAAGACUUGUUGUUGUUGGAUGUUGCUCCAUUGUCCUUGGGUAUUGAAACCGCUGGUGGUGUUAUGACCAAGUUGAUUCCAAGAAACUCUACUAUCCCAACCAAGAAGUCUGAGAUCUUCUCUACAUACGCCGACAACCAACCUGGUGUCUUGAUCCAGGUCUACGAAGGUGAAAGAGCCAAGACAAAGGACAACAACUUGUUAGGUAAAUUUGACUUGACUGGUAUUCCACCAGCUCCAAGAGGUGUUCCACAAAUCGAAGUUACUUUUGACAUUGACGCCAACGGUAUCUUGAAUGUUUCUGCUGUCGAAAAGGGUACUGGUAAGUCUGAGAAGAUUACCAUCACCAACGACAAGGGUAGAUUGUCCAAGGAAGACAUAGAAAGAAUGGUCUCUGAGGCUGAGAAGUUUAAGGAAGAAGAUGAAAAGGAAGCUGCUAGAAUCGCUGCUAGAAACCAAUUGGAAUCUAUGUCUUACUCCAUCAAGAACACCUUGUCUGAUUCUGGUGACAAGCUUGAUGCUGCUGAUAAGGAGACCUUGACUAAGAAGUGUGACGAAGUCAUUGAAUGGUUAGACCACAACACUACUGCUACUGCUGAGGAGUACAACGACAAGUUAAAGGAAUUACAAGAUGUUUCCAACCCGAUCAUGACUAAGUUGUACCAACAAGGUGGUGCUCCAGGUGGUGCUGCUCCAGGCGAGUUCCCAGGUGCCGGCGCUGCUGCUGCUGAGGCCGAUGGUCCAACUGUUGAAGAAGUUGACUAA
This is a messenger RNA of Eremothecium sinecaudum, 1923 nucleotides long. RefSeq names its product Hsp70 family chaperone SSA2 (gene SSA2). The record is from RefSeq and is a predicted model, not a curated record. The transcript has a single exon. Gene Ontology annotation, molecular function: ATP binding; ATP-dependent protein folding chaperone; heat shock protein binding. Bases 1 to 1923 code for a protein of 640 amino acids. Gene Ontology annotation, biological process: vesicle-mediated transport; protein refolding; SRP-dependent cotranslational protein targeting to membrane, translocation. NCBI's taxonomy places the organism in Eukaryota, Fungi, Ascomycota, Saccharomycetes, Saccharomycetales, Saccharomycetaceae. Gene Ontology annotation, cellular component: nucleus; plasma membrane; cytoplasm.